Molecule: messenger RNA, 5137 nt
Organism: Suricata suricatta (meerkat)
Lineage: Eukaryota; Metazoa; Chordata; Mammalia; Carnivora; Herpestidae
Gene: ADCY5
Product: adenylate cyclase 5
Exons: 21
Coding region: 101-2854 (917 amino acids)
Biological process (GO): adenylate cyclase-inhibiting G protein-coupled receptor signaling pathway; cAMP biosynthetic process; adenylate cyclase-activating G protein-coupled receptor signaling pathway
Cellular component (GO): plasma membrane
Molecular function (GO): adenylate cyclase activity
Source: RefSeq, a predicted model, not a curated record
GGCGCUGCUGCAGAUAUUCCGCUCCAAGAAGUUCCCGUCGGACAAACUGGAGCGGCUGUACCAGCGCUACUUCUUCCGUCUGAACCAGAGCAGCCUCACUAUGCUUAUGGCUGUGCUGGUGCUCGUGUGCCUCGUUAUGUUGGCCUUCCACGCGGCGCGGCCCCCGCUCCAGCUGCCCUACCUGGCAGUGCUGGCGACCGCGCUUGUCUCCAAUGUCCUCAUUUUCUCCUGCACCAACAUCGUGGGUGUCUGCACCCACUACCCGGCGGAGGUCUCCCAGAGACAGGCCUUCCAGGAAACCCGGGAGUGCAUCCAGGCACGGCUCCACUCACAGCGGGAGAACCAGCAACAGGAGCGGCUCCUGCUGUCUGUCCUGCCCCGACAUGUUGCCAUGGAGAUGAAAGCAGACAUCAACGCCAAGCAAGAGGAUAUGAUGUUCCAUAAGAUUUACAUCCAGAAACAUGACAACGUGAGCAUCCUGUUUGCUGACAUCGAGGGCUUCACCAGCCUGGCAUCCCAGUGCACAGCCCAGGAGCUGGUCAUGACCCUCAACGAGCUCUUCGCCCGCUUCGACAAGCUGGCCGCGGAGAAUCACUGUUUACGUAUUAAGAUCCUGGGGGAUUGUUAUUACUGUGUCUCUGGGCUGCCUGAAGCGAGGGCUGACCACGCUCACUGCUGCGUGGAGAUGGGCAUGGACAUGAUUGAGGCCAUCUCGUUGGUCCGGGAGGUGACAGGGGUGAACGUGAACAUGCGCGUGGGAAUUCACAGCGGGCGAGUACACUGCGGUGUCCUUGGUCUCAGGAAGUGGCAGUUCGACGUCUGGUCUAAUGACGUCACGCUGGCCAACCACAUGGAAGCUGGAGGCAAGGCAGGGCGCAUCCACAUCACCAAGGCCACGCUCAACUACCUGAAUGGCGACUACGAGGUGGAGCCAGGCUGUGGGGGCGAGCGCAAUGCCUACCUCAAGGAGCACAGCAUCGAGACCUUCCUCAUCCUGCGCUGCACCCAGAAGCGGAAAGAAGAAAAGGCCAUGAUUGCCAAGAUGAAUCGCCAGAGAACCAACUCCAUUGGGCACAACCCGCCCCACUGGGGGGCUGAGCGUCCCUUCUACAACCACCUAGGGGGCAACCAGGUGUCCAAGGAGAUGAAGCGGAUGGGCUUCGAAGACCCUAAGGACAAGAACGCCCAGGAAAGUGCAAACCCAGAGGAUGAAGUGGACGAAUUCCUGGGCCGUGCCAUUGACGCCAGGAGCAUCGACAGGCUGCGGUCUGAGCAUGUCCGCAAGUUCCUCUUGACCUUCAGGGAGCCUGACUUAGAGAAGAAGUACUCCAAGCAGGUGGAUGACCGAUUCGGUGCCUAUGUGGCCUGUGCCUCGCUUGUCUUCCUCUUCAUCUGCUUUGUCCAGAUCACCAUCGUGCCCCACUCCGUGUUCAUGUUGAGUUUCUACCUGACCUGUUUCCUGCUGCUGACCUUGGUGGUAUUUGUGUCCGUGAUUUAUUCCUGCGUGAAGCUCUUCCCGGCCCCGCUGCAGACCCUCUCCAGGAAGAUUGUGCGGUCCAAGAUGAACAGCACCCUGGUCGGAGUGUUCACCAUCAUCCUGGUGUUCCUGUCGGCUUUUGUCAACAUGUUCAUGUGUAACUCCAAGGACCUGUUCGGCUGCCUGGCGGACGAGCACAACAUCAGCGCCAGCCAGGUCAACGCGUGCCACGUGGUGGAGUCGGCGGCCAACUACAGCCUGGGUGACGAGCGGGGCUUCUGCAACAGCCCCUGGCCCAACUGCAACUUCCCCGAGUACUUCACCUACAGCGUGCUGCUCAGCCUGCUGGCCUGCUCCGUGUUCCUGCAGAUCAGCUGCAUUGGGAAGCUGGUGCUCAUGCUGGCCAUUGAGCUCACAUACGUGCUCGUCGUUGAGGUGCCCCGUGUCACGCUCUUUGACAAUGCCGACCUGCUGGUCACCGCCAACGUCAUAGACGUCAGCAACAACGGGACCUCCCAGUGCCCUGAGCAUGCAACCAAGGUGGCGCUGAAGGUGGUGACGCCCAUCAUCAUCUCAGUCUUUGUGCUGGCCCUGUACCUGCACGCCCAGCAAGUAGAGUCCACCGCCCGCCUGGACUUCCUCUGGAAACUGCAGGCCACAGAGGAGAAGGAGGAGAUGGAGGAGCUGCAGGCCUACAACCGGCGGCUGCUGCACAACAUCCUGCCCAAGGACGUGGCUGCCCACUUCCUGGCCCGUGAGCGACGCAAUGAUGAGCUCUACUACCAGUCGUGUGAGUGCGUGGCGGUCAUGUUUGCGUCCAUCGCCAACUUCUCUGAGUUCUACGUGGAGCUGGAGGCCAACAAUGAGGGUGUUGAGUGCCUGCGGCUGCUCAAUGAGAUCAUCGCCGAUUUUGACGAGAUCAUCAGUGAGGAUCGGUUCAGACAGCUGGAAAAGAUCAAGACCAUUGGCAGCACCUACAUGGCUGCCUCAGGCCUCAAUGACUCUACUUAUGACAAGGUGGGCAAGACCCACAUCAAAGCCCUGGCUGACUUUGCCAUGAAGCUCAUGGACCAAAUGAAGUACAUCAAUGAGCACUCCUUCAACAACUUCCAGAUGAAGAUUGGACUCAAUAUUGGCCCCGUAGUGGCCGGGGUGAUCGGGGCUCGCAAGCCUCAGUACGACAUCUGGGGCAAUACGGUAAACGUGGCCAGCCGCAUGGACAGCACCGGUGUGCCUGAUCGCAUCCAGGUCACCACGGACAUGUACCAGGUGCUGGCUGCCAACACCUACCAGCUGGAGUGCAGGGGUGUGGUCAAGGUCAAGGGGAAAGGCGAGAUGAUGACCUACUUCCUCAACGGUGGACCCCCACUCAGUUAGCAGCUGCCAGCCGGUGAUGCCAGGCAGCCUGGCCUCCAGAGAAAUGGCAAUGGCUUCUUUGUGUGCCGUAGGGGGGUGCAGGUGGAAGCCUGUGCUCUAGCCCAUGCGGCCGCGUCAGUGAGAUUCUCCACUUUGACUCCAGAAGCAGCUUCUGCCUUUGUGGGCAGGCCGCAGCCUCUGUCCCAGGCCCCAGGGUGCCAGCGUCCUGCGAGCACCAAGCUGACCAAAGAUGUUUCCUCCUUAGAAGACUCCGCUAGGCGCGACCUGAAUCUCGAGUUUUCUAACGGGUGCUGCUGCGCAGGUGGAAGGGAGCUGCUGAGUACUUACGGUGUGUGCGGCAGCCCAGCGUGCAAUGACAGGGCUGAAGGGGAGGCCUCGGCCGGGUGGGUGGGUUGGCGGCCCGAUUCUGGCCCAGGGGAACCCAGCGGCCCCGGGGGUCCGCUUCCCUACGUGAGCCUUUAAACACCCCGACAGAGGCCAUGGCCCCUCCCCCACAGAGGGGCGUGCUGGCUCUGGGGGGGCUGCAGUCUUCUCCGCAGCCCUCCUCCUCACCUACAUAGGUGGACAGUGCCUCUUCGAGGGGAACAGAACACAUUGCGAGGUGGAGGCGAGCAGACUCGAGGCAAGGAGGGGUGGUUCUGAGAAAAAGAAAAUAUUUAUUAAAUAAAACAACUUUCUGUGCCCUUCUUUAGACUAUCCUAGUUGUAUGCGUAUGAGACCCACAAGCAAACAAAGAUGCCACUGGGGGUUGGGGGGGUGGGCGAGGAUCCCAAUUUGUCUUUUUUGUAUUUUUUAUUUUGUAUUAUUGAAAACCUUGGAGAUCUAACAAAUAUACCAAAUUCUAUAUUUUGUAAAUUAUAUUAGAAAACAGCUGUGCACAGCGUUUGUACUGGUGUAGAUGUGUGUGUGCAUUUGUGCCGUGGAACUAGUCACAUGCAGGAUGCCUGUUGCCCUCACUUCACUUCAGAUUAGGCAGUUUUGGGUUUUCCCAGGUCCAACCAGAGCAGUGAGCGUGUCCUUUUGGGGUGCCCUACAUUCAGAUUAAAUGGGAAGUUACAUGCAUACAUUACCCGAUUUCUCUAACAUCACUUCCCCUCAGUAAAAUGCAAAUGGAUAAUAAAGCAAAAACCUGCUUUCCCAUCUCAGGCUGAGCUGGAAUAAAGGGAAGCAGCCUCAGCCUGCGAAAGACUGCAUGGCCCCUGUCCCCUCUUCUCCCUGAGGUGCUGGCCGUUUGCUGCCUGCAGAGGCAGCCCAGGGAUGGCCGCGGGCGCCCAGGCGGCACGGGGGGCGGGGGGAAGCCUUGCCUGUCUGCCUUCCUCAGUUGGCUGCCGAGCAGGCGGCUCGCCCAGGGAUAAUGCCUCAGAUUUGGGGGUAACGUGCAGCCCUCAGGUUCAGGGAGGGUGGUACUUUGCUCUCCAUCUACCGAACACACAGAGAAAAGGAUAGAGCCCAGCUUCAGCAUCCAAAGGGCAAAGCUAGCAGAAAUUUCGUUUUGUCUGGUUUUUGUUUUUUGGGAGAGGGAAGUGAAGUAUAUUGGAAAAACUAUUUUUUUAUAUCCUCUGAGGGUAUAAAACUGGAAAAUAAUAUAUUAUCAUAGAGAUCUAUUCAAACAGAAUCCUUGGAUCCCAUGCCCACAUCUUUUUGUUGCUUCUCAGGGCAGAAUUAUUCUCAUCUCCAACAUGAUCUUGAAGGAGGUUUGCCAUGAUUGUCAACUGCAAAACACCACUUUGAUGCCCACCCACACCACCUCUCACUGGACACUAGCAUCGGCCUCCCCCCUUUUUUUAUGUAUAUGUGCUGCCAAAGUGAGCACCCACCUCCCCUCUCCACACACCAUCUCACCCCAAUUUGAACAUGGCUCUGAGAAGCAAAGCUUGUGGACCUGAAACUGCCAGCUUGAGUCUGUCCACGCUUCUGCUGCUCUGUCCUUUGGGUUCUGCAUUGCCCCUCUUGCACCUGUGGGGGGGCUGGCUUUCUCCAUGGUGGCGUUCUCAAGUCCUCUGCCCCUUCAUAUUGGCCGCCAGCAGUGCUGGGUGUUAAUUUUGCUUCCAACCUGAGUAACGCGGUGUGUGCGGAGUUCCUCCAGUGGUUUCCCCCAAUUGGUUCCGGUCUCCUCGGCCUAUCCCAGCAGUGACUGGCGACACCAGUGCUAGCUCUUCAUUCCCUCCAAGGGUGUGCACUCUUUAUAUUCCUGCUCUUGCAAAAACAGGUAUGAUUAUGAUUUCCCAUGGAAAUUGAAAAGUCUAUUUAAAUAAUUUAACUAUUAAACACUUUCACUGGUAA